AUGGGGGUCGGGGGGGAAUGUAGUACUGGCAUCUAAUUGUUAGAGACCAGAGAGCUGGUAAACAUCUGAAAAUGCAUGGGAAUGUCCUCCAGGACAAAGAAUGAUCCGGUCUGAACAGUCAGCAGUGUGUGGUUGAGAAACCCUGGUGUCUGGUCCCUUGGUUAUCAGGAGUUUGGAUUUGGGGGAUGGGAGAUGGGACAUAUAAAGAGAGGCCUAUCUCCAACUAUAAGUCACAGUCCAAGGGCCUAGGCCUGGGAGGGAUCCUUGCCUUCACACAGCCCCAUGGUUUUCAAACUGGAUACUGAAGUUCAAACUGGAUACAGAAAUUCAAACUGGAACCGAAGCUCCCAGUUCUCAACCAGCUGCGUGUGUGCGUGCUAAGUCACUUCAGUCGUGUCCGACUCCACGACCCUAUGGACUGUAGCCCACCAGGCUCUUCUGUCCAUGGGAUUCUCCAGGCAAGAAUACUGGAGUGGGUUACCAUGCCCUCUUCCAGGGGAUCUUCCCUGCCCAGGGAUGGAACCUGCGCCUCUUAUGCCUCCUGCAUUGGCAGGUGGGUUCUUUACCACUAGUGCCACGUGGGAGACCGCAUGUAGAGUCAUCUGGUCAUCUUAAAAAAACUACCUGUUGCUGGGUCUUGUCUCCAGAGAUUCGGAGUUUAGUGGUCUUAUAUGGGGCCUCAGUUAAUCUAAUUUACAGCCAGCCAGGGUUAGAACCACUGUUUGGGGGAAUCUGUAAAGGUACUGGGGAUAGAGAGAAAGGAGUAAUUUAUCCCUUCUGGAGAAACAUAUUCCAUUUUAUUUUACACAUUCUAGUCCAAUGCUUUCAUUUUAUACCGAAAAAUGGAACCCAGAGAUCAUAUGGCAUGCCCAAGCUCAUACAACAAUUGAAACAUUCACUCAUUUGAUAAAUACUAAGUGAUUGCCAGCCAGGCACCGGACAACGCUGCCGCCCAUACUGGGGUGAGAAGCACCCUGCUCACGCCCCAGCCACAGCAGCUCUCCUUUGUCUCUGGGAGCUGUCUCAAGCCCCCAAGAAUGUGCCCUCUUUCCAGGCUCAGCAUUUUAGCUGUCCUCCUUCUCACACCCAACAUGCAGUGGGUCAACAGCUCUGCCCAUCUCUGAAGGACCUUGCUCCUCUCUGCCCCUCCUCCUGCUCUAUGGGUCCCAGCCCUCUCUGGAACCCUCUUUCUCCCUGUGGAGCCCAGUCUCCCAAAUGUGCAUCUGACUCUGCUAACUCCCCUAAAGCCCACUCUGCACCCUUAGCAGCCACACUGUUUUGUUUUUUUUUUUAAUAUUUACUUUAUUUUCCUGGCUGUGUUGGAUCUUAAUUGUGGGGUGGGGACUCUCUAGUUAUCAUGCAUGGGCUUAGUUUGCCUGCUGCUUGUGGGAUCUUAGUCCCCCGACCAGGGCUCGAACCUGUGCCCUCUGCAUUGGAAGGCAGAUUCUUAACCACUGGCCCACCAGCGAAGUCCCCACACUGGUCUUCUUAAAACUCCACAUCACUCGACCCUCCUGGCCAGCAUCAAAUGAUGCUUGAAAACUUAGGCUCUGGAGUUGGGCUGCCCGAUUUCAAAUCCUGGCUCUGGCACUUACCAAACCUUGGGAAAGUUAUUUUUCUGUUCCUGUUUCCUCAUGUUUUAAAUGCAGAUCAUGCAUUUCUUUGAUUCCUUGGCCUUUUUUCCUUAGAUCUACAUUUUAACAUCUCUGAAGAACCCAUUUUAAAUUGAAGACAUGUCAUAGCAUAAUGGUAUAUAUUACAAUUGAAAAUAUCUUAAAUUCAAUGCAGUGGCACUUUCCUUACAGAAUGACUGUGAGGUCCAAAUCAGUUCAUAUAACAUGCUUGGGACUUUGCCCAACAUGUAAUGGGCCCUCAUUAAGUAUUAGCCAUUAUAAUCUCUUACUUAAAAUCUUCCCUAGCUUGUCUUUGCCUAUAGAAUAUAGAGUUGGCCCUUGAUCCUGACAUUCAAGACUCUCUACCCGCAGCUCCCCUCAUCUUCUUUAGUCCUCAGACCAGAACUGUCCGGACACAGAGCUGGAAUCCUGCUUGAAUGCCCCACAGGCAUCUCAGACUCCACAUAUCCACCUUUCUAGACCUAUCUUCCUCCCACUCCCGGGAUUUCUCAGGUUUAAUGGCAUGGCUGACAGGGUCACAGUCAUCCUCCUCCCCUCAUGCCAUACGCCCACUUCUUACCAGUAAGUGGUCUAGCUCGGUAGGUAAUGCUUCUUGGAACCUGACCCCCUGGUGUCCCCUGGGGCUUCACCUCAGCUCUGCCCACCCCACAGCCACCCUGAGUCACUUCAAGUUGCCCAAAUACUGUUACCUCAUAUCUCCUUCCUUUGCCCAGGCUUGUUCCUCUACCUGGAAAGACUUUCUCCUUUGGCUCAGAUAUCCCCUCUUCUGAGAAAACUUCUCUGAGCCCCCAAGGCUAAGUGGAGUGAGUCUGCUCCAGGCUUCUCUUGUGUGGCACCUGUUUACCUCGGGUGGUGGUGUUUCUUUACACAUCUUCCUGCUGUACCACACACUACUCUCUAAAGCCACUGCUUAAGGUUCUGGGUCUGUUUCCUCAGAGCCUGGCACAUGGUAGAUGCCAGGAAGUGUCACUGACGACUGCAGCACCUUCUCUGAACCCUUGUGAUAUGUCUUCCCUGGGUAAGCCCUUCAUGAACACUUCGCACAGGAGGCUGGCAGAGUUAGUGUUUGUUUUGUGCACAUGAGGCCAACCUACCAGAGUGUGGCCUGUCAGGGCAGGGACGGUUUUUCAGAGCCCCUCACCAAUCAGGAGGCUUCUGUGGGUGUGGCAGUUUUAAACAAUGGCCCGUACCCUCUGACAUGCUGCCUACCUAGAGGUAGGUGCUAUGUAUCCUUGCCUUGAACCUGGGUUCCAUGGCUAGCUGGCUCACUGAAUGUGGCAGAAGCGACACUGAGCCACUUUCUGAGCCCAGGCCUUAAGAAUCUGUCACCUUCUGCCUUUUGGGUCAUUCACUCUGGAACUCAGUCGUCAUGCUAUGAGGAUGCCUGGCCUAUUUUAAGGGUUCCCAUGGAGGGGUUUGGCCAAAAGCCAGUAUCUGCUGCCAGAUGUGUAAGUAACGCAGCCCUCUGCUCUCAGAUCAUCAUCCCCAAACUGUCAGGUUUUCCACCCAAGGCCGCAGACAUAGUAGAGCAGAGAUAAACCAUUCCCACAGUGUCCUGUUGGAGUUCCAGACACAAAGUCCAGAGCAUAAUAAAAUAGUUAUUUAAUACCACUAGGUAUUGUUACUCAACAAUGGAUAACUGGAUGGUGGGGCAGAAAGAAGAGCCUAGAACCUGGCACUAAAAGCCCUGGGUUGGGACUUUCCUUGGGGCCCAGUGGUUAAGACUUGGUGCUUCUACUGCAGGGACCUUGGGUUCGAUGAUCCCUGGUCAGGGAACUAAGAUACUGCAUGCCAUGGUGAUGUGGCCAAAAGUAAUAACAACAACAACAAAAAAAGGCCCUGGCUUGAGGAUAUGGCUGGCACUGCCACUUCCUAUUAAUAGCUGUAUAUGUACAUGAAAAACAUCAGUUCACCAGCCUGAGCUUCAGUCUUCCUACCUGUAAGAUGGAGUUAAUGAUGGUUAACAGGUAUGGAGACUAUGUGUCAGACUAUGUGUUAUUUACGUAUAGCUGUGUAACAAAUUAUUCUAAAACUCAAUUGUCUGAAACAGUAAACCCUUAUUAUCUCAUGGUUUCUGUGAAUCAGAAAUUCAGAAGCAGCUAAAAUGGAUGUUUCUGGCUCAGAGUUUCUGGUAAGGAUGUCCAGAUGUAGGUCAGGGUUGCAGACAUCUAAGGGCUAGUGGAUCAGCCUUCAAGAUUCCAAGAUGGCUCACUCGAAUGUCUGUCUGGCUGGUUGGUGUCAGCCGAUGGUAGGAGCCCUCAACUUCUCGACAAGUGGAGCUUCUCCAUUGGGCUACUUGACUGUCAGGACAUGGUGGCUGGCCUCCUCCAGAGUGAGUGAUCCAAGAGAGGGAGGUGGAAGCCACACUGCCUUUCACUACCUAGCUCUGAGGUCACACACCAUCCUCACAAUAUCCCAUUGAUUACACUUUUUGUGACCCCAUGGACUAUAGCAUGCCAGGCUCCGUGUCCAUGGGAUUCUCCAGGCAAUAAUACUGGAGUGGGUUGCCAUUCCCUUCUCCAGGGAUCUUCCUGACCCAUGGAUCGAACUUGUGUCUCUUGCAUCUCCUGCAUUGGCAGGCAGGUUCUUUACUACUGCGACACCUGGGAGCCCCAUUGAUUGCACAGAUCAUUGUGGAAAGGCAUGACACUGUGAAACCAGCUGGGGAGGUUCACUGGGAGCUGAUUUGGAGACCGGCUACCACACACAUGGGCACAGUUAAUUCUUCAAUAACCCCGCAAGGUAGAUACUCCUAAUAAUCUCAUCUUGAAGAUGAGGAAACAGAGGUGUACAAACAUGAAGUAACUUGCCCAGAUUUAUAGGAUGUUAAGUGAUCAAGCUGGGAUCCAAACUCAGGUAGUCAGACUCCGAAAGUGAGCUCUCAGCUACUGGUUUCAAAAAUAAUAAUAAUUAAUUAGGCUGCAAUAGAUCUUAGUUGCAGGACAUGGAAUCUUUAGUUGCAGCAUGCAAACUCUUAGUUUCGAUAUGUGGGAUUUAGUUCCCUGACCAGGGAUGGAACCCGAGCCCCCUGCAUUGGGAGCUUAGAGUCUUAGCCAGUGGACCACCUGGGAUGUCCCAGAGCUACUGUUCUAUAAAGGCCCUCAGCUCCAUUAUGAGCCUGUCGGAAUAUGGAAGAUUUAAGACUGCUUCCACUUUGGAAAGAAAACCGUCAGACAGAUACAAGGUGGUGGGCUGGUGACUCUAUUAACUAGUGAGCAAAUGUAAACUGGAAAAGAAUGGGACCUCAGGGUCCUGGGAGAUGGAGAUGGGGUGAUGGAACAAGAGGAUGUUACUCAAGGGUCUGGGGAGAGCUAACUAUGUGGGGCCAGGGAAUGUCACGGGGGGAGGGGGCAGGGUUGGGUUCACCAGGAGAACACUUAUGGAUUAAGUUUAGAAACUCCCAUCCCCAUUACUCUCACCAAAGGAGCUCCUGAUGUCAAAAAUCUCCUUUGCUUUACUCUACCCAGAUGACUCUGUCUCGUCCAUUUGUUCAACAAAGGUUAUUGAGCACUUAUCAUAUGAGUCAGACACCAUACUGGGCAUGGGGGACAUAGCAAUGCCCAGAAAGAUGAAGUCAUUUUCUACCUGGAGCUUGGAAUCUAACAGGAGAGAUAGACAAGUUACUGGCAAAUUCUAUCAGAGCAAUGAGUACAAUGAGAAGAAAGCACAAGGAUCUUAGGGUGUAGGGGAAGAGUCCAGACCAGAUUAGGGGUAGGCUGCCUGCACUUAGCAAGGCCAGAUUUGGAGAAGGGUAGGAAGACUUUCAAGAAGAGGGAAUAGUCAUGCAAAGGCUCAGAGGAGAGAGAGAACCAGAAUGUUGGGGGGCUUUCCUCUGCUGAGAGGUUGAUGUGGUCAGGGAGAAGGGGAAAAGCUCAGUGAUCUCAGGGAUCAGGGCAGGAAGGGAGAAGGCAGAGGCACCAGGAUGGUUCCUGCAGAAGGAUGGGUCCUACCUGUCUGCCAAACCCAAGGUGGGGGAGGGGAGGUUGGCCACCGGCCGCCCUCUCUGCUUGUCCUCCUGGUUCUCUGCCCUGUGGGGAAAAACAUGGCUCUGGUGGUGUGAAUGUGUUCAUCUUUCUCGGAUGCAGAGCCUGCAGGGCCAGGCAGAAGUUGGGGAAAGACAGAUGGAGAGGGUGGAGGGGGUGGUGCUCUGGGCCUCCAAGUUUAAGUGUUAGCUGGAUGCCCCAUCUCAGCCUGGAGGUAGGCCUCCAGAGGCAGGGUGAGAAUCAUCAGGCUCUGCUCCUCCAUACCCCAUCAUCUUUAUUGGCAAAGGUGGGGGAGGAGAGACGUUUAACUCCAAAAAUAAGAAACAAAGGGGGUUAAAGAGGCCUCUGAUUUCCUGGGGUUUUUCCAAGUCAAAGACAAAGGUGGGUGGAGCCUCUGCCUCUGGUUUCCUGCUGGAGCACAGGCCAAGAGUUCAGUCAGGAGCGCCCCCUCCUCAGUCUCCUCUCCAUCCCACGCCAAGGAUGGCAGGGCAGCCUCUCUCCCCUGAGCCAAUGGUCAGUGUCUCUUCCUUGAGUUCCCUCCUUUUUCUCUCUCACCUUUUCCCAGCCUCUUUACACCUAAGGUUGGUUCUGUCACUCCCCUGUUAAAACUUUUCAGGGGGUACCAAAGCCCUAAGGAAAGGCCUGAGCUGACCACAUUCUGCAAGGCCCUGCAGACUGAACCCAACCAGGUCAGGGAUCAUGCCAGCUUGUUCACUUGGCUCCCCAGAACCUGGCACAGUGAAAGCCUGCUGGAAGGAUGAUCUGACACCUAGUUUGGCUUCUGCCAGCCUCUCCGGCUGCAUCGGCCUUCAUAUCCCAUCAUGUGCUCCACAUGCAUGUAUUAAUUCAUUCAAUACCCAGAGGACUUCCAGUGCGCCCAGAUCUGUGAGGACACUGGACAUCCAGAGGAAAAUCAGGUUUCACCUGCUCUUUCCUGAAGAUGCUCAUGGAACUGCUGUUUCUCCCAUCAAAAAAUUGGAAAAGGGACUUCCCUGGUGGUCCAGUGGUUACGAAUCUGCUUGCCGAUGGAGGGGACACAGGUUCGAUCUCUGUGCCAGGAAGAUCCCACAUGCCACAGGGUAACUAAGCCCACUGGCCACAACUACUGAGCCUGUGCUCUAUAAUUUGUGAAACUUAGAGCCCAUGCUCUGCAAUGAGAAGUCACUGCUAUGAGAAGCCCAACCACCACAACUAGAGAAUAGCCCCCUCUCUCAGCAACUAGAGAAAGCCCUCCCGCAGCAACAAAGACCCAGUACAGCUAAAAAGAAAUGAAAAUUUGGGAAAAAAGAAAAACCCCAACCAAACAAAAAAAUGUUGAGUGAAAGAAGCCAAAUGCAAACAGUAAAGUGUGUGAUUCUGUUGACCGAAAGGUCAAGAGCAGACAGAAACCAUCUCUGGGUUUUAGAAAUGGGAAUAGUAAUAGCUGGGGAAUUCCCUGGAGAUCUAGCAGUCAGGACUCCACACUUUUCACCGCCCAGGGCUCGGCAGUUAGACUGAGCAGACUUCUUCAUAGACAAUAUGCACUGUACCUAUUAUAGGCCUACAUUGUCCCAGGUACCUUAGGACACCUGACAGAUCCAGCCCCUCCCGUGUGGAGCCAGUCCAUAGUAAAUAAAAGAUGAGACAUGUGCAGGGAACAAUCACAUCUGUUAUCUGCCCUGGUGGGAGGGCAAGAGAGCUGGCAAGAAAACCACAGAACUGUGAACUACGAUUUUCCCAUCAAUGCUGGAAUUUUCCAUGUUUACCAAGGUGAGGGGGCUUUGCCCCUCACAGAACUCUGCAGACUACAUCUGCUAUGCUCACACAUCUAUCCCUGGGACAGAAGGACAUAGGCCAGAUGGCCUAAGACUGGUCCUGAGACCCGUGAGGGAAAGGGAGAGGGCAUACUCCUUCUCAGAGCCUUCUUGGAGCCAGACUGUGUCCCCGCCCCACAGGGCAAGCAGAAGUGUACAGAACCCUGGUGUCAGCAGAGGUAACAGGUGGGAGGGGCCAGAAGGAGGCCAGGAAGUGCCAGAGAUGGGAAGUUGUGCCCUGAGGUAUGGAGCGCUGCCCUGGAUCACCAAGACCAGACAUGCUCCCCGAGGCGGGUUCCCUGUGGCUGCUGCGGCUGCUCCGAGACCUCCAGCUGGCCCAGUUUUACCGGCCCAUCCUGGAGGAGCUUAACGUGACUCGGCCGGAGCACUUCGACUUUGUAAGAGCUGAAGAUCUGGAUGGCAUUGGCAUGGGCCGGCCUGCCCAACGUAGACUGGCUGAAGCUCUGAAGAGGCACCGUUCGGGGCUCAAGUCUAAGAAUUGGGUCUACAAGAUCCUUGGGGGCUUUGCCUCUGGGCAAAAGGAGACCACCCCACCCUCAGAUAGCCUUCCAUCCCUCCCUGAGCCAGAUGGGAGACUCAAGUGUCUGAUCCCAAACCGGGCUGUGUGCCGAGGGGAGCUUUUGGGCUCCGGCUGCUUUGGCAUGGUGCACCGAGGGCUGUGGACACUACCCAGCGGCCAGACUGUCCCAGUGGCUGUCAAGUCCCUCCGGGUGGGUCCUGAAGGUCCCGAGGGCACUGAGCUAGAGGACUUCCUGAGAGAAGUGUCUGUCAUGAUGAACUUGGAGCAUCCACACGUGCUGCGUCUGCACGGCCUUGUACUGGGCCAGCCUCUGCAGAUGGUGAUGGAGCUGGCGCCCCUGGGCUCCCUGCACGCGCGUCUGACGGCCCCGGCCCCCACGCCCCCGCUGGCCCUGGCCUUGCUCUGCCUCUUCCUGCGGCAGGUGGCGGGGGCCAUGGCGUACCUGGGGGCCCGUGGGCUGGUCCACCGAGACCUGGCCACGCGCAACCUGCUGCUGGCUUCACCGCGCACCAUCAAGGUGGCUGACUUCGGGCUGGUGCGACCGCUGGGCGGCGCCCGGGGCCGCUACAUCAUGGGCGGGCCCCGACGCAUCCCUUUUGCCUGGUGUGCGCCCGAGAGCCUACGCCACGGGGCCUUCUCGUCUGCCUCGGACGUGUGGAUGUAUGGGGUGACGCUGUGGGAGAUGUUCGCUGGGGGCGAGGAGCCCUGGGCCGGGGUCCCGCCAUACCUCAUCCUGCAACGGCUGGAGAAGGACCGAGCCCGCCUGCCCAAGCCUCCUCUCUGCUCCAGGGCCCUCUACACCCUGGCCUUGCGCUGCUGGGCCUCCCACCCUGCUGACCGGCCCACCUUUUCCGACCUAGAGGGGCUGCUCCAAGAGGCCUGGCCUCCUGAGGGACGUUGUGUGAGGGAGGUCAUGGAGGCCGGUGCCCUGAGGAUGGAGCCUGGUGACCCCAUCACUAUCAUUGAGGGCAGCCCUUUCACCUCUUCCCACAGCCCUGACUCCACAACCUGGAAGGGCCAGAACGGUCGCACAUUCAAAGUGGGCAGCUUCCCAGCCUCAGCGGUGACACUGGUAGACCCACCGGCCACCCGCCCCGUCCUCAGAGGCACCCCUGCCCGGGGAGAGCGACGCCAGAGAAACGCAGAUGGGGACAGAGGGAAGGCAAAGCUUCAGGAUGCCCCUCAGGCUCGGGGCCAGAGAAGGAAUGUGGCUCUGCAGAGGACUAAAGGCAUUUCCAAGAGUCUGGAGUCGGUUCUUUCCCUGGGUCCCCGCCCCACAGGAGGCGGGUCGAGCCCCCCUGAACUUCGACAUGCCAGAACUGGGCCCCAGGGACCCCCAAGCCGGCCACCCCGCCUUCCCAUGGCCACCAGCUCUUCCCAGCCUCCCAGGGAGCGGCCUCCCUGGUCCAAAAGAGAAUCCCCCCACAGUCACCCCGUAGGAGCACCUGGAGCCAGCAAAGCCGCCAUCCCCUCCGGAGGACCCGUGUCUGACCCCGAGCUGCAGAGGAGGGUUAUGGAGGUGGAGCUGAGUGUGCACGGAGUCACCCACCAGGAGUGCCAGGCUGCUCUAAGAGCCACCGGGGGAGAUGUGGUUUCUGCCAUACGGAACCUCAAGGUAGAGCAACUUUUCUACCUCAGCAGCUGGUCCAGAGCGGACUGCCGGCGCAUCCUGGAGCGUUACCAGUGGGACCUCUCGGCCGCCAGCCGCUAUGUCCUGGCCCGGCCCUGAGCUUUGUUCCUUUGGGCACAGACACCAGACAGACCAAGGGCCUGGCCACAUGAGACCAGGCAGAAGCAGAACAAGGUCCCAACAGGCCUGUGAUAGGUAUAGGAGGAGCCCAGCAUCGGGCACUGGUGUCUCCUCACCUGCCCCUUGGCCUCUGAGGGCACAAGCUCCCUUGGCCAUAGGAGGAUCUAGUCCACUCUGCCCAACAAGAGGGCAUACUUGGAAGAGCGGAGCUGUGACACAUCAUACCCACAGGAAGCUUCUGUCACUACAGAAAAUGAGCACAAGGCCAUUCUGGGUCACGGGAGAAGCCAUCCUGAACUGCUAUCAGCUACCACACUGGGCUCUGUGGGGGCAGCCAUCUUGGAUGACUUGGGGAAUACAGCCUCAGCUGCCUUGGCGUGGUCUGGGGCCAUCAUGGGUGAUGAAAGGGGCUCUCUUAGACUCAAGGACACAUGAUCUUAGCAGUGUGGAUUAUGAGAUGGGCCAGACCCUGCCCAUCCCAGCUGUCAUAUUUCCCUUUGUCUCUUCCCACACCCAACUCUUUCUCCUGCCCUCUCCUAUCACAUACAUCUUCCAGUGUGCAAAAAGUUACAAAGUUUAUACGAAUGUAACAUA
Messenger RNA from Bubalus bubalis (water buffalo), 10295 nucleotides. RefSeq names its product tyrosine kinase non receptor 1 (gene TNK1). Bases 7656 to 9680 code for a protein of 674 amino acids. Gene Ontology annotation, biological process: positive regulation of kinase activity; multicellular organism development; cell surface receptor protein tyrosine kinase signaling pathway. The record is from RefSeq and is a predicted model, not a curated record. Lineage: Eukaryota; Metazoa; Chordata; Mammalia; Artiodactyla; Bovidae. Gene Ontology annotation, molecular function: protein binding; transmembrane receptor protein tyrosine kinase activity; ATP binding. Gene Ontology annotation, cellular component: signaling receptor complex; basal plasma membrane. The transcript is spliced from 13 exons.